UUACUUGUGGAUGAAGCACCAUUGGUGGUUCUGAAGAAUAAACUAUUUUAAUUGGUCGUGGGGUAUUCAUCUUCAGGUAUAAAAAGUAUUGGCCAUUUAGAUAUUGGGAUUAGAUUAUCUUUUUUCUUUUUUUCUUUUUCUUCAAAAUUCUCAAAUCUAUAAUAAAAAUGGUUCAGGCACCAAUUACGGUCCGUUUGGUAGAAUUAAAUGACGUGAAGCAUGCUGCUACUGCAACUGCUGUGGUUAACAACGCUUACAGAGCCGAAGGUGGAUGGACUACGGAAAAAGAUAUUGUCGGUGGACAACGUUGUACCGAAAAAGAUAUGACAGAAUUUAUCAAAGAGAGUGGAAAGCCCAACACCCUUUUAUUUGCUUUUGAAGGCGAUGUUGUUGUUGGGACUGUACAAAUCCAACCUUCUCAUGAAUCCCCUAAAGAGGCUGAGGUUGGUCUCUUUUCUGUCUCACCUUUACAUCAAUCCCGUGGUAUCGGAGGUAAGCUUGUUCGUCAAGCUUUGUCCGAAAUGUCGGUCUUGGGUUUUGAUACCGCUGUCAUGCAUGUAUUAGAAAACAGACCUGAACUUCUUUCAUGGUAUAAAAAGUUGGGUUUCUUAGAAACUGGUGAACGUAUUCCUUUUGUUUGGCCUGAAAUGUUGAAGAUUAAGGAUAUUCACUUCUUAACAUUGAAAAAACCACUUGAAAAGUAAUUUAGAGCCCUCUCCAACCCCCGCAACCCCUGCCAAAAAAAAAAAAAAAAGAAACCAUGGCAACCAUAGACUUUUUACCCUCUAUCGCCCUCAUUAAGGCUAAUAAUAAAUAAUUAAUAAUGUUGGUUACAGAUCUAUUUCACUGAAUGUCAUGUGUUUUAUUGCUGAUUCAUCGAGCACCUUUUUAGUAAUCAGUAUAAUCGUAUACGGUGAAUAUAAACUAAUUGUUUAGGUUCAAUACUUUAUAUUGGAAGGACUACUUUGACAACCCCGAUCCUUCAUUGGGCCAUACAAUGGGGUAGUAUGUCAC
This is a messenger RNA of Mucor mucedo, 1014 nucleotides long. RefSeq names its product acyl-CoA N-acyltransferase. Gene Ontology annotation, molecular function: acyltransferase activity, transferring groups other than amino-acyl groups. The record is from RefSeq and is a predicted model, not a curated record. NCBI's taxonomy places the organism in Eukaryota, Fungi, Mucoromycota, Mucoromycetes, Mucorales, Mucoraceae. The coding region runs from base 168 to 704 and encodes 178 amino acids. The transcript has a single exon.